AUGUUCAAAGCUGUUAGAAAUCUAUACAUUAGAAGAGGAAAAACUUUAUUUGACCUUGAAUUUGAGAAGAUGUCAACUGAUGAAUUUAUCAUGAAUACUCCUUUGAGGAAUAUAUAUGAUCUUUGGCAAAUUAUGAAGCCUCAAUUUGUUAUCAUACUUGGUACUAUUACUGGUAUCGAUAAGCAGUUUGGUUGGCACUAUAUGGAGUGUCCUAAAUGUUUAAUCGAGGCUGGUACAGAUUUUAUAGACAGCCCGAGUAUGGAGGAACAAUUUUUCUAUGUGUGCAAGAACCCUAAUUGUGAUGAAAGUGUUAUAUAUCCAGUUCCAAGAUUCAAAAUAAAAGUUCAAGUGGAAGACAACAGUGAUGAUGUUCCACUGAUAUUAUUUCAUCCUCUGGUUGAUGAAAUCAUUGAAAAAGUUGUUCUCAAGUCAGCUGAACAAUUGUUUCAAGAAAAUAUAACACCUGUUGUUGAGAAAGUAAUCUUUCCCGUGGAUUUAAACAACUUGAUUGGAAAGAAGUUUGCCUUUAAAAUUGAGAUAACAACUUAUAAUCUUACUAACUUUGAUGAGAUGUAUUUUGUCACGAACUUGACUGAUGAUGAGUCAAUUAUUAAUAAGCUCAAAGAAAAGAUGAAGAUUACGGAGGUAAAUGAUAAAGAAUUUAUAAAGAAGAAAAGUCACAUCCCAAGUGUGAAGGACGAUGAUGUUAACACAAGUUGUGAUACCAAUAAGAAUAAAAAACGUACAUUGGAUGACGUCUACAUGUCUUCAACUUCAAGUACUUUCAAGAGUUUGGAGAAAGUUAGCAAGAAAUUAAAUUAG
Molecule: messenger RNA, 822 nt
Organism: Helianthus annuus (common sunflower)
Lineage: Eukaryota; Viridiplantae; Streptophyta; Magnoliopsida; Asterales; Asteraceae
Exons: 6
Coding region: 1-822 (273 amino acids)
Source: RefSeq, a predicted model, not a curated record